Molecule: messenger RNA, 366 nt
Organism: Microdochium trichocladiopsis
Lineage: Eukaryota; Fungi; Ascomycota; Sordariomycetes; Xylariales; Microdochiaceae
Product: 60S ribosomal protein L31
Exons: 3
Coding region: 1-366 (121 amino acids)
Biological process (GO): cytoplasmic translation
Cellular component (GO): cytosolic large ribosomal subunit; ribosome
Molecular function (GO): structural constituent of ribosome
Source: RefSeq, a predicted model, not a curated record
AUGUCGUCGAAAACCCAGAAGAAGGGCGGCAAGUCCGCCAUCGACGAGGUCGUCUCCCGCGAGUACACCAUCCACAUGCACAAGAGGCUGCACGGUGUCACCUUCAAGAAGCGGGCUCCCAAGGCCAUCAAGGAGAUCAAGGCUUUCGCCCAGAAGGCUAUGCAAACCUCUGAUGUCCGCGUCGACCCCCAGCUGAACAAGAAGGUCUGGGAGCAGGGUGUCAAGGGUGUCCCGUACAGACUCCGCAUCCGCAUCAGCCGACGGAGAAACGACGAGGAGGGCGCCAAGGAGAAGCUCUACAGCUACGUCCAGGCUGUCAACGUCAAGAACCCCAAGGGCCUGGUCACCGUUGUCGUUGAGGAAUAA